AUGGAGGACGAGGAAGAUGACGGGGGCUACGAGACUGCCGCUGAGGCUACCAGUGGUGGCGAGAGGGCUGGGAGGAGACCCCCGCAUACGCGACGCCGGUCAUCUUUCGCGAUGUCUCGUCGGCAGUCUACAGUUACGAACCCGGAUGGCGAACCUUCAGGCACGGCGGAAGGAGGAGCCGCGGUUAAGAGAGAGAGUUAUCCGGAGAGGCAGCGAAAGAAACUCGAGUCUUACCUACAGAAGCUGAUCAGAUUCCUGAUCUUCAAACCGGAUAGCAAUCGCCUGUGUAAGUUUCUCGAGCUUUCCGCCCUGGGCGUACGACUUGCCGCAGAAGGCAGCUAUCAUGGAAAAGAAGGAUACUUGAUGAUCCAGUCCUCCAAGGGGCUCGACUUCCGGAGAGCGUUGACUCCCGCUAUGGUGAAGAAGCGGCACUCGCCCAAGUGGUUCCUUGUUCGGCAUAGCUACGUGGUUUGCGUCGACUCCCCCGAGGAGAUGAACAUCUACGAUGUCUUCCUGGUCGACCCAUUCUUCAAACUCCAGACCCAGAAGAUGAGCCUCCGGAAUCAGAAAGCUAAAGAGAUAGCAAAGUCUGCAAAGGAGUCAGCAAGACACCCGCAACACCAUACGCUGAAACUCGAGAACUCCGAACGGAAACUCAGGUUGUUAGCCCGGAAUGAACGCCAGCUUCACCAAUUCGAAGAUUCUAUUCGGUUCAUGGUCAACAACACGCCUUGGGCCAGACCCAAUCGGUUUGACAGCUUUGCGCCGGUGCGCCAGAACUGCUUUGCGCAAUGGUUGGUCGAUGCACGAGAUCACAUGUGGGUUGUGUCGCGCGCGAUCAACCAGGCCAAAGAUGUCAUCUAUAUCCACGACUGGUGGCUCAGCCCUGAGCUGUACAUGCGCAGGCCAGCUGCCAUCAGUCAGAAAUGGCGCCUAGACCGUCUCCUGCAGCAAAAGGCACGUGAAGGUGUCAAGAUCUUCGUCAUCAUGUACCGGAAUAUCAACUCAGCGAUCCCCAUCGAUUCUGAAUACUCCAAAUUCUCCCUUCUCGACCUACACCCGAACAUCUUCGUGCAACGAUCUCCAAACCAGUUCAGACAAAAUACCUUUUUCUGGGCUCAUCACGAGAAGCUGUGCAUCAUCGACCACACCUUGGCUUUUGUGGGAGGAAUUGACCUGUGUUUUGGCAGAUGGGACACGCCACAGCACCUUCUCACUGACGACAAGCCCACAGGCUUCGAGACGCCAGACGGCCCGAAGGAUGCGGACCACUGUCAGUUGUGGCCUGGCAAAGACUACUCGAACCCUCGAAUUCAAGACUUCUAUGAACUCGACAAGCCGUACGAGGAGAUGUAUGACCGCAAUGUCGUCCCUCGGAUGCCUUGGCACGAUAUCUCCAUGCAUGUUGUCGGUCAGCCUGCGCGAGAUCUCACGCGCCACUUCGUCCAGCGGUGGAACUACAUCCUCCGGCAACGCAAACCAACCCGCCCAACGCCAUUCUUGUUGCCUCCCCCUGAUUUCGAUGCUGCAGACUUAGAAGCACUCGGCCUGGACGGCACCUGUGAAGUGCAGAUCCUGCGCUCCAGCAGUUCUUGGUCGACUGGUACCCCGGAUAUCACUGAGCAUAGCAUCAUGAAUGCCUACGUCAAGUUGAUUGAAGAGUCUGAACAUUUUGUGUACAUUGAAAACCAGUUCUUCAUCAGCACUUGUGAAAUUGACGGCCGGAAGAUAGAAAAUCGGAUCGGCGAUGCUUUGGUGGAGCGAAUCACUCGUGCAGCGAAGAACAAGGAAGCCUGGCGUGCUGUUAUUGUCAUUCCCCUCAUGCCAGGGUUCCAGAAUACGGUGGAUAGUGAAGGCGGUACCAGCGUCCGCCUCAUCAUGAUGUGCCAGUAUCGGAGUAUCUGCCGAGGCGAGACAUCGAUAUUUGGACGACUUCGCGCCUUGGGAAUUGAACCUGAGGAUUACAUCCAAUUCUUUAGUCUUCGGGCGUGGGGCAAGAUUGGUCCCCAGAGACAACUGGUCACGGAACAGCUGUACAUCCACGCAAAGUGUAUGAUCGUGGAUGAUCGAGCUGCGAUUAUUGGUUCCGCAAACAUCAACGAGCGGUCGAUGCUGGGCUCUCGGGACUCGGAAGUAGCGUCGGUGGUGCGUGAUACAGACAUGAUCUGGUCCACCAUGAACGGUCGUCCGUACCUCGUUGGUCGGUUUCCACAUACGCUACGUAUGCGCCUGAUGAGAGAACAUCUCGGAAUCGACGUUGACGAAUUGUUGGAGCACUCCAUGGCCACUGAAGAGGAAUUACGACGCAUCCAGAUGGAAGAAGAAGGAUCCAACUCGCCGCCGCGUGCCGAUUCGGAGUCCUUGAUGCUUGAGAAGCAAGAUGAACGGGAUAUGAUAGAGCGCCGGCACCGUAUCCAAGAUGAGUUCCUCUCGCGCUCUGAAGACAUACACAGCUUCAACCACGACGUCGACUGGGAACAGGGGAACAACCCGAAUCUGAAGUCCAACCGCAAGCUUACCGCCGACUCCAGAGUCACGUCCAAUCCUGAUCACAAGAAGGAUGUGGAUGGGUUUGGCCCAGACAACCUACACAGUGCCAUGGAGGCUGGACUGGGUGAAGCUCGUGAUUCACAGAUGUUAGACUCAAAGGCCGAGGUUCUGGUCUCUCCGAUUGCAUGCGAGGGCAAGGGCACGAUCCAGAAGCCAAAGCAUAUUACGCAACGGAGUAACCGCCGGUCCCACGUCGAAGACAAAGAGGCAAAGGAGCCGUCUACGCUUUCGCCUAUUCAAGAUGGCGUUGAAUCUGUACCUAUCGUGGAGGGUCUGCCGGGUGUUCGCCAUCCGGCGUUGCCUUCGGGCAAUGAGACUGAGAGUAGCAGUAGCGGUGUUCAGCCGCCCAAAGACAAGCUCGACACGACCAAGUACCCCCAUCCUGUCACGCCGGAAUUGAAGCACGUUUUCAUCGACAAAGACUGUAUGAGAGACCCGGUGAUCGAUCUAUUCUACCUGGACACGUGUCCUGGAAGGAGUACAAGGAGUACACUGCCUACGGAGAGCGGUUCGCCGAGAUGCAGAGUCAGCAUAGCGCCCAGGCCUUCCAUCCACAGCCCCAACGACAGACCGGGCCUCCGGGAACUGGGGCCACCGCUGGGCUGGGGCUGGGUGUGA
Molecule: messenger RNA, 3168 nt
Organism: Aspergillus terreus NIH2624
Lineage: Eukaryota; Fungi; Ascomycota; Eurotiomycetes; Eurotiales; Aspergillaceae
Gene: pld3
Product: phospholipase D
Exons: 2
Coding region: 1-3168 (1055 amino acids)
Biological process (GO): intracellular signal transduction; phosphatidic acid biosynthetic process; cell motility
Molecular function (GO): D-type glycerophospholipase activity
Source: RefSeq, a predicted model, not a curated record